Messenger RNA from Poecilia latipinna (sailfin molly), 3205 nucleotides. Its product is annotated as melanophilin-like. Bases 910 to 2544 code for a protein of 544 amino acids. Gene Ontology annotation, cellular component: cortical actin cytoskeleton. The record is from RefSeq and is a predicted model, not a curated record. Lineage: Eukaryota; Metazoa; Chordata; Actinopteri; Cyprinodontiformes; Poeciliidae. Gene Ontology annotation, molecular function: actin binding; small GTPase binding; myosin binding. Gene Ontology annotation, biological process: intracellular protein transport. The transcript has 15 exons.
ACGUCCAGAAUCAGUUCAUCCACAUCUCCAGGACAGGGGUCAAAGGUCACGGUCAGGAGGGUCCACUUUAGGACAGAGAGAAAGAAAACUAAACCAUCUGCAGGUCGGCUUCAUGAGCCGAACAUUCAGAUCAGCGGAGGGCACGACCUCUGACCCAUGACCUAAUGGAAGGUCCUAUUCGUGAACUAUUGACCUGUCAGUGACAUGAUGCCAUUAUCAGUGUGUUUCUGGGCCUGUUGCUCUCAAGCUGGACGGUGGUCACAGCUGGUUCUGAAGGUCCAGAUGUUGUAGGAUCUUCCUGCUCUGCAGCCCACCGGGUCGGCCUGCAGCUAGCUGCUAACAGCUAGCUGCUAACAGUAGCCGCUAACAGUAGCCGCUCCACUGCUAACAAAUCAGCAAUUUUCUUGUUACAUUUGGAAAAAUUGCAGACAAAAUUGUUGGUAUCGACCAGAAAUCUGCAAUCGGUGCAGCUCCAAUUUUUGUCCCAUGAACAUUUCAAAGGUUUCCAUCGUUCUGCUCCAGUUUCCAUGAUUUUUGCAGCAAAUCGUUUAAUUUCCAGCAGAAUCAGAACAGAAAUCAGAUUAAAUGAAUCCUCAGUUUGAAGUUCCUCUGAGCGGUUCUGAUGAAGCGGGCCCCAUCCGGGCCCAGUCAGCAGCAGCCAAUCAGCAGCCAGCUCUGCCUGCUUGGGUCCAGUCAUGUGACCCAGAGUUUUAAUCCAGUCUGACGGCGCCGAGCCGACAGAAGCCUCCAGACGACGGCCGACCUCACCUGGCGACCGCACCGCCUGACCUCCGCUGACCUCCGCUGACCUCUGCUGACCUCCGCUGACCAGAGGAGUUUCUGUCAACGUGAUCAGAGCUGCAGGAGGAAGCCAGGUGUCAUCAUCAGCCAUCUUUGUUCUCCGCCGCCAUGCCAACCACCGCUGUGGGCAGGAAACUGGAUUUGUCCAAACUGACGGAUGAAGAGGCCAGACACGUGUGGGACGUCGUCCAGAGAGACUUCGACCUGCGGAGGAAAGAGGAGGACCGGCUUGGCGAACUGAAGAGUAAAAUAGAGAAAGAAGACACGAAGCGGGAGCUGCUGGGGAGCCGCAGCAGCCUGGCCGAGUCCUACUGCAUCCGCUGCCUUCAGCCCUUCAGGUUCCUGGUCAACAUCAAGCGUCAGUGUUUGGACUGCCAGCUUCACGUCUGCCGCUCCUGCAGCCGCUUCAGCAGGAGGGAUCAGGGCUGGCUGUGUGAGCCCUGCCACCUGGCCAGGGUUCUGAGGAUCGGUACGUUGGAGUGGUACCAUGAGAACGUCCGGGCCCGAUUCAAGCGCUUUGGCAGCGCCAAGGUGAUGCGAUCUCUGUUUAAGAGGCUGAGCGGGGAACACAGCCGCUCCCAGAGCGACCCCACAGAGCGCCCAGAGUUUGACACCCGCAGCGAGCCGGAGCGCCACAGUGGAUAUGAGGAUCUCAGCCUGGAGGCAGCCGACUCUCCAAACCUGCAGAUGAAGAAGGCCAAACGGAGGUUGACUGUUGAUCCCGUUGAUUUCGUCCUCGGCUUCGAUUAUUCAGCAAACUCCAGACCUCAGGAGGAUCAGGCCUCCGGCGUUCAGGACGCGAUGGGCUCGAUGCUGGCUGAGCCCGACAUGCAGGACGAUGUCCACCAGAACCUCCAGCAGGACAGCCAGAGCCUGGACCUGGACAUGCAUAAUCAGCACGAUGAAAUGGCGUAUGCGGAGACCCGCACCGGCCCGUCCCGCUCCGUGUCCCGGCUCAGCUACUCGUCCUGCGGCAGCGGCAGCAUCGGCCUGCGGGGUGGCAGCAGCUUCCUGCCCAGCCUGGACGACUCCGAGGCCGAGGACGACCUUUGCCCCCGGGUCCCGGCGUACCGGUCCCACCUGGACCCCGGCAGCCACACGUCUCAGGAGAGCCUGAGCUCAGCCGGCGCGACGCCGCAGAUCGGUGACCUGAACAAGCGAAUGUCGGCCAUUGAGACGCUGCUGAGCUGCUUGGAGCAGAAAGUGACGUCGGCUAACAGGAAGGACGUCAGAACCGCCCAGAGUCCGUCUCCUCCUCGUCUUCCUCAGUGGGAUGAAGAGGAGCUGGAGGAGCAGCAGCUCCGGCUGAAGCUGCACCAGCUGACCCACAACAUCAGCGACCAGAGCCUGAGCUCUGAGGAGGACGAGGCGGGCCGGAUCCCCACCAGAACCAGGACCAGAACCAGGCUGGAGGAGGAUCUGAAGGCCGACCGCCUCCCACUGAGCCCCGACACGCAGCAGCGCCCUCUGCUGGAGCCGCCCAGAACCGCCUGCAGAGGCUCCGCCUCCUUACUGCUGGAGCUGGAGGACAGAGUGGCUCAGGCGGCCGCCGACGUGCAGAGCGCCCAGAGCCAGGUUUCCUACAUCGAGGAUCGGAUCGCUGCACUGAGCACCGCUGGAGAUCCAACAGACCGCAGGAGGAAAUCAGUGAUCCCGGUCCGGGCUCGGAGACUCUCCCAUAACGUUCCCAGCAAAUCCGGUGCCGAGGGCGGGCUGAUGAAGAGGAGGCUGAGCAUCAUGUGACCUUCAUCGCUUCGCAAAGGUGUUAGUGAACAUCCCAGCAUCCCGUUACCGUGGUAACAGGAUGGCGUUCCAGCCUGUAACCGUGUUUUUUUUUUUUUAUCUCUUUGUGUUUAUUUAGUUUGAAGGUUUAAUCGUAAACAAGCGUGAAUGAAUCUGUAACCAUAGCAACGUGAUGGAGCUGCUGGUGGAUUUCACAGAAGCUCGUUUAAGUUUUUAUAAUUUCUGAAGUUCGUCUUUAUUUCCAUCACAGAACCAGAACCUCCAGCAGGUCGGCGUCACACUGCCAUCUACAGCUUUGACUAAAACGCCACUCACAAGAUGGCGGCUGCGUCUCUGCAUCACAGCUCAGUUUAAAUCUGAUCAAUAUUUUAGAUUAACAUAUUCUUAGUUUUUGCUGAUGUGAUUUUUUUAUAAUCUUUAUUUCACUUCUGUUCCUUUUGUUGAUAUUUUUCUGUGUUGGUUUUUAAUUGUACAGCGACCAUGAGAGUCCUGAAAGAUACUUUAAAAUAAAGUGUAUUAUUACUUUAUUAAAGUGUAAUAUUACAGUAAACUGGGCCUGACCUACUUCAGGACGUGCGGCUGAAGGAACACAACCGGAACUGAAGGUCCAGAAAGAAUCCAGAACCAGAACCAGGUUUGGUGUCAGAACUGGGUCUGGUUU